This is a messenger RNA of Symbiodinium natans, 567 nucleotides long. NCBI's taxonomy places the organism in Eukaryota, Dinophyceae, Suessiales, Symbiodiniaceae. The record is from the annotation of a GenBank genome assembly.
AUGGAGCGGUUGAAAUCUAUGUCUGGUGGCGGUUCGAGCUUGGAGCCGAUAUUGCGAGGUUUUCAUGAUGCAGGAUUUCAGGCGCUGGUUCAGCAGUUCGCGGCUGAAAGGGCGCUGCAUUUUCAAACAACAUGCCCAGAUGGUUCGCAACCAUUGAUCUGGACGCAGUAUUUCAACGAGUAUCGCGAGCUUUUUGAGAGCCAUUUGCGACACAUAUUGCACGGCCUUGGAAUGACCGAAGAUACGUUCCAUGAGUUGUGUGGAUACUUGCAGGAGAUAGAGGAGAAUUUGGGUGAUGAUUCCGAAAAUCUUUACGGCUACAUCAAGGCCAUUACAUCAUCUGAAGAUUAUGAUGCUUUUCUACAGCUGAUGUUUGCAGAGGUGCAGCGGCAGCAGCAACAAGCUGGAGCUGGCCCAGGAACAUCGCAGGAAAUCGAAGUGGUCGUUCCCGAGGGGAUGGGCUCUGGGGAGAUUCUUCCGGUCGAUUACUUGGGCGCCCGCUAUGAUCUCAUCAUCCCGGACGGGUACACAGCAGGUAUGACUUUCCGCACCAGCAUUCUUAUUUGA